Lathyrus oleraceus (garden pea) is the source of this 438-nucleotide messenger RNA. RefSeq lists its product as uncharacterized. The record is from RefSeq and is a predicted model, not a curated record. The coding region runs from base 1 to 438 and encodes 145 amino acids. The transcript is spliced from 5 exons. Lineage: Eukaryota; Viridiplantae; Streptophyta; Magnoliopsida; Fabales; Fabaceae.
AUGACAUUUCCAAGAUCACACUUUCAAGGAACUCAUGACAGUGAAGUCGACCCAAGUGAAAUUACACAUGUUAACGAUGUUGCACCUGAUCCGCAGAUCAUUAUAUGGAUUUUGACUUUAGCUUUGGAGGAUGCACUAAUAUCAUAUGUUAACAUGGAUGACAGAGAAAAUGGUGCAUCAUCAUGUCGACCUCAAGGGAGGUUAAGGUGGAUUAAAGAGCACCAAAUUGAUAUAUAUGCUGAAGUGUCCCAAGGUUUACAGGAUGCUUUGCAUGUUGGUGAAACUAAUGCAGAAAACGUUGGAAAAAGAACAAUAUUGUCAUCAUCAUUUAAUGGUGGUCGUCGAGACAUGAUACAACAUUAUGAAGAUGGCAUGGCUAUUGUUCUUAAUGGCGGUAAACUAGAUAUUUUUCUAACAGUGACAUGCAAUCCUUCUUAG